ACAGAUGUUACAUAUUUAAGGGGCAAUGCAUGUAAAAAUUUCUACAGUUCUCCACAUCCCAAGCAGUCCAGCGUUUGCAAUCGUUGAAAAUGAUGCUGAAAUGUUUGUCGAUGUUCAUGAUGUUCUCAGACAUUUACUUUGGAAAAGUUUCGCCUGCGAUACAUUCAGACACUGAUUCUACCACCUUUCCAAUAAAAAUCAUUUCAGCGAAAACCGAGACAAAAUCGAGGGAUACGACAUACAGCGUUGAAUUUGAGACCGAGACUAAACUGGAGGCGAGGGCCAUUUGGUUUUCUAUUUUCAAAGGCCAGAAAUACCCUAUAGUCUUUGGCGAUCCGACAUUUACCAACUCACUGUCACCGGUUCGGUCACCCAAAAUCCGGUACAUUGCCAGGCUCAGGGCAUUAGAGGACUUUGAAGCUCUUCAGAAGAAGGAGGUAGAAUUCGUCGUAACCCUCGAUCAAUCCACCGUAACAUUGACAUUUGACGCACUCAGGAAUAAGAACUCAACUACCACGCAACUCUUUGAUGAUUUUGAGUUUGAAGUAUCUGUUCAAAAGAUGUCCAAAACAGGUGACACGACAUCUAUUGAGUUUAAGACAACAGUUGAUGUUUCCAGCAGUGCUACAGAGAAAGACCAAUCGCUGGUUCUUUCCAGGUACGUUGUGAAGAAAAACGAAACAUCUAACGGGGACAAUGACGUCACGGUUUCUCAUAGAUCGAAAAAUAUUUCUGGAAAGGAAAGUCUGUCCUACAUCUUACAAUACAAUAAAAACAAUGAAACCACCCUAUAUCUGGAUGCAACAGAGAUUAAAAUCGCCUAUGAACCAGAAAAAGACACAGUCGUCAAGGAAAUUGAUUUGCGUUCUGAAUACCAUUAUUGGGAAGACAAUCAACAAAGACCAAUAAAUGGCAAAACUAUAUUCCACGAAUUUGAUAUCGUCAAUGUGGAUCGGCGACCAAUCAAAAUUGCCCAUUGUGAGGCAGUUGGUGACGUCACUAUUCAAAUCGGUCUAAAUGGAAGGAACGGUAUGCCUAAUAUCCCACCCAGUGAAAUUUCGACCGUCCAGAUUAAUUAUGGCUAUUUUCGGGAAGCUUUCGCUCUACUGAGGUACUAUUCAGGAAAUGUGGCGGACUACGAAUCAUACUGCAAACUGCUGUAAUUACAUAUAAACGUAACUAUAGACGUUUAUGGAAAAAUAUUGACCGAUGACCUUAUACAUGUAGAAACACUUGAACAUAACGAUACAUGUAAUUACAUGUGAAAGGUUUAAUUUUCAUGGUUUCGUAUCAUAUUUUUGUUGCAAAGGACGACAAUUUUUUUUAACAUUUAGUUUGUAUUAACAUUUCAUGGUAUUGUAGAAAACCAUACUGCAAAUAAAAGAAACAUGUAGAACGCUGAAAUAAGUGAAUCAAUAUUACCUUGAUUUUAGGGUAUUGGUGUCUUUGGUAUUAUAACUGAACAGAAUGAGAAUUAAUGGAAUGGUUGUAUGAUUUGCAUUACCGAACAAGAAUUAUCAGUAUAUUGAAAUGAAUGUGUUCUAAUCCAUGUGUUUUAUGGUCCUUAGGUUACUGCGUUUCAUGUAGAUGAAUAUCCAUUAAUGACAUUUAAUCUCACAUUGAAAUAUUUUGCAACGCACUAGUAAUGCUGUUGCAAUUUAAUUAUC
This is a messenger RNA of Magallana angulata, 1667 nucleotides long. RefSeq lists its product as uncharacterized. Lineage: Eukaryota; Metazoa; Mollusca; Bivalvia; Ostreida; Ostreidae. The record is from RefSeq and is a predicted model, not a curated record. The coding region runs from base 90 to 1163 and encodes 357 amino acids. The transcript has 6 exons.